Messenger RNA from Aptenodytes forsteri (emperor penguin), 1201 nucleotides. RefSeq names its product clathrin light chain A. The transcript is spliced from 7 exons. The coding region runs from base 1 to 930 and encodes 309 amino acids. NCBI's taxonomy places the organism in Eukaryota, Metazoa, Chordata, Aves, Sphenisciformes, Spheniscidae. The record is from RefSeq and is a predicted model, not a curated record. Gene Ontology annotation, cellular component: postsynaptic endocytic zone cytoplasmic component; clathrin coat of coated pit; clathrin coat of trans-Golgi network vesicle. Gene Ontology annotation, biological process: clathrin coat assembly; clathrin-dependent endocytosis; intracellular protein transport. Gene Ontology annotation, molecular function: structural molecule activity; clathrin heavy chain binding.
AUGCCGAUGGCUCGACGUUGCGCUGGCACCGGCAUUCGCUCCGGAUCGCUACCUUGCCUGCACCGGAUUCACGAGGAGCGCCUGCCCUGUGGCAGGAAGCCAGCACAGCUUCACCUAACGGGGAGGUCCGACAGAAAUGCAAUAGGGAGUCAGUCCCUGCCCCAGAACAAAUGCUGGCCGCUGCCUGGCGCGGGAGCAGAGGCCCAUCAGUACCGGCCGGGCCGGGCGCUGCGGGAGCAAGAGGCCAGGCCCCAGCAGCUGCCGCCGGCCUCCGCCGGUAACGGGGCGCUGGACGGCGCCGAGGAGGAUCCUGCCGCCGCUUUCCUGGCGCAGCAGGAGAACGAGAUCGCGGGCAUCGAGAACGACGAGGGCUACAGCAUCCUGGAGAGCGGCGAGGUGCCGGCGGCGCUGCACGUUCCGGAGGGCCUCGACUCGGGUGCUGUUGAUGGAGUGGUUAAUGGAGAUGUCUAUCAGGAGAGUAAUGGUCCAACAGACUCCUAUGCUGCCAUAUCCCAAGUAGAUCGACUGCAGUCAGAACCGGAGAGUAUUCGUAAGUGGAGAGAGGAGCAAAAGGAGCGUCUGGAGCAACUUGACGCGAACUCACGAAAACAGGAAGCAGAAUGGAAAGAGAAAGCAAUAAAGGAGUUGGAAGAGUGGUAUGCAAGGCAAGAUGAAAAGCUCCAGAAAACAAAAGCGAGCAACAGGGUGGCAGAUGAAGCUUUCUACAAACAACCCUUCGCUGACGUGAUUGGCUAUGUGGCAGCUGAAGAAGCCUUUGUGAAUGAUGCAGAAGACAUUUUUCCGGGCACUGAGUGGGAACGUGUGGCUCAGCUCUGUGACUUUAAUCCCAAGUCUAGUAAGCAGGCAAAAGAUGUGUCCCGCAUGCGUUCAGUCCUCAUCUCACUCAAGCAGGCUCCGCUGGUUCGCUGAAGGAAAGCACAAUGGAAACACUACAAAUGCAGUAUCUUAACCUUACUCAGAGAAACUAUGUUUGCAGUAAUUGGAUUAAUUGUUUCAAUGUUUUUUGGACCAAACCUCAUGAUGUAUCUAGAGCUGAUCAUUGUUUGAUUGCAUGUUCUUCCUCAUGUUUCCUUUCUGUGUCUGAAAUGGGAGAACCUCCAAAACUGUAGUCUCUGUGCUAUUGUGCACCGAGAUGUCACUUCCCACAUUACUGAUAUUAAAGAUCUGUUAAACAGCAAAA